This is a messenger RNA of Sciurus carolinensis (gray squirrel), 4904 nucleotides long. It is a transcript of the gene Cd2ap, whose product is annotated as CD2 associated protein. The transcript is spliced from 18 exons. NCBI's taxonomy places the organism in Eukaryota, Metazoa, Chordata, Mammalia, Rodentia, Sciuridae. The coding region runs from base 411 to 2306 and encodes 631 amino acids. Gene Ontology annotation, molecular function: protein binding. The record is from RefSeq and is a predicted model, not a curated record.
CGCAUUGUAGGACGCCGGCCCUUGAGGGAGCGGCGAGGGGCGGGUUCCGAGGCGGGGCGGGCGCUUCGGGUUGGAGCCGGCGGCCUGAGCGAACCAGCAGGUCCCAAGUCCUACGGAAGCGACGAGGGGUGGGAGAGCAGCCGUCUGGGCGCGCGGGGGGAGGGCCCUCCCGCCGCCGUGGCUUCGGCGGAGGCCAGGCGUGAGGAGCUGCCAUCGCCGCUGCCUCUAGGGCCGCGCUGAAGGGACUUGCCGGAUAGUGCCGCGGGCGGAUGGAGGCGCCUGCUCGCCCCACCUGAGCUCAGGAGGGGCCAGAGCCGAGCGCGGGGCCCGCCUCCUGUCUCAGGAGCGGCCGCACGAGCCAGCGGAGGAGGAGAGCGGGUGCCGGGCUUUUCCCCGCAGGAGCCCCCAGCAUGGUUGACUAUAUUGUGGAGUAUGAUUAUGAUGCUGUGCAUGAUGAUGAAUUAACUAUUCGAGUUGGGGAAAUCAUCAGGAAUGUGAAAAAACUACAGGAGGAAGGAUGGCUAGAAGGAGAACUAAAUGGGAGAAGAGGAAUGUUUCCUGAUAAUUUUGUUAAAGAAAUUAAACGAGACACCGAUUCUAAGGAUGACAAUUUGCCCAUCAAACGGGAAAGGCAUGGAAAUGUAGCAAGUCUUGUACAACGAAUAAGCACGUAUGGACUUCCAACUGGAGGAAUUCAGCCACAUCCACAAACCAAAAACAUCAAGAAGAAGACCAAGAAACGACAGUGUAAAGUUCUUUUUGAGUACGCUCCACAAAAUGAGGAUGAACUGGAGCUGAAAGUGGGAGAUAUUAUUGAUAUUAAUGAAGAGGUAGAGGAAGGUUGGUGGAGUGGAACCCUGAACAACAAGUUGGGACUGUUUCCCUCAAACUUUGUGAAAGAAUUUGAAGUGACAGAUGAUGGUGAAACUCAUGAAACCCUAGAGGAUUCGGAAACUGUUUUGCCUGGGCCUACCUCACCUUUACCCUCUCCAGGGAAUGGGAAUGAAACUGCAUCUGGAUCAAUUACUCAGCCAAAGAAAAUUAGAGGAAUUGGAUUUGGAGAUAUUUUUAAAGAAGGCUCUGUGAAACUUAGAACAAGAAUCUCCAGUAAUGAAACAGAAGAGAAAAAAACGGAAAAGUCAAUAGGAUCCAAAAUGGGUGUGGAGAUAACAAAAACUGAUACCGAAUGUAAAAUUAAAGCUAAGGAAUAUUGUAGAACAUUAUUUGCCUAUGAAGGUUCCAAUGAAGACGAACUUUCUUUUAAAGAAGGGGAGAUAAUCCAUUUGAUAAGUAAGGAAACUGGAGAAGCUGGGUGGUGGAAGGGUGAACUUAAUGGUAAAGAAGGAGUAUUUCCAGACAAUUUUGCUGUUCAGAUAAGUGAACUGGAUAAGGACUUUCCAAAACCAAAGAAACCACCACCUCCUGCUAAGGGUCCAGCUCCAAAGCCUGACCUUGUAGCUACAGAGAAGAAGUUUUUUCCUGUGAAGCCCGAAGAAAAAGAUGAAAAAACACUGGAACAGAAACCUUCUAAACCAGCAGCUCCACAGGUUCCACCCAAGAAGCCUACUCCACCCACCAAAGCCAAUAAUUUAUUGAGAUCUCCUGGAACAGUUUACCCAAAGCGACCUGAAAAACCAGUUCCUCCACCACCUCCUAUAGCCAAGAUCAAUGGAGAAGUUUCUACCGUUUCAUCAAAAUUUGAAACUGAGCCAGUAUCCAAACCAAAGCCAGAAUCUGAACAGUUGCCACUUAGACCAAAAUCAGUGGACCUUGAUUCAUUUAUAGCAAGAAACUCUAAAGAAACAGAUGUUGUAAAUUUUGAUGACAUAGCUUCCUCAGAAAACCUGCUACAUCUCACUGCAAAUAGACCGAAGAUGCCUGGAAGAAGGCUGCCUGGUCGCUUCAAUGGUGGACAUUCUCCAACUCAAAGCCCAGAAAAAACCUUGAAAUUACCAAAAGAAGAGGAUAGUGCCAACAUAAAGCCAUCUGAGUUUAAAAAGGAUACAUGCUACACUCCAAAGCCAUCUGUGUACCUUUCAACACCAAGUGCUUCUAAAGCAAAUACAUCUGCUUUCCUAACUCCAUUAGAAAUCAAACCUAAAGUAGAAAUAGAUGAUGGGAAAAAAAAUUCCCUGGAUGAACUUCGAGCCCAGAUUAUUGAAUUGCUGUGUAUUGUAGAAGCACUGAAAAAGGAUCAUGGGAAAGAACUGGAAAAACUGAGAAAAGAUUUGGAAGAAGAGAAGACCUUGAGGAGUAAUCUAGAGGUGGAAAUAGAGAAACUGAAAAAAGCUGUCCUGUCUUCUUGAAGUGGUUGAACACAGUGUUCUUAAAUGUUCCAGGGAUUCAGAAGCAACAAUAUGAACUUCCACUGACUUGCUACUUAAAAAUAACAAACGCUGGUGUUGUGAUAAAGAAAUAUGAGUAUAUGAACUAUAGUAUCUAUUAAAAAGUUAGGGGUGGGUGUUUUCUUUUAUAUAUUUAGCUUUGCCAAUAUGAGAAAAAAGAGGCCUUAUUUCUUACUGUGCUGGGAUUGCAAACAUUACUUUUGUUUGUUUGCUUGAAAAUACUACUGAAUCUGUAUAAAAAGGAAAGAAAGUUCAUAAUUUUUUUAUUGAAACUUGUAGUAUUAUUUUUAAAGAGCUCUAUACUAUAAAUAUGGUGAUAUCUUUACAAGUAAUCUGUAAGAUAAACUGUUUGAGAGCGACAAAUUAGCUUUAUAGUAACUAUAGUCACUACUUUUCCCAUGAUACAUAAGGGAUAUAAACUUUGUAAAUAUAUACAUAUUUUUACUUUUAGCUUCUUACCCAGGAUUACACUGUUGUGCCUGUUUGUCUGCAGUGCUGUUUUUAAUUUGGGUGAUGAAAUAGGAGUUUCCUAGCUAUAAACCAGAUUACUCACCCAUGCAUAUAGUAAUAACUAAUGAAAUAAUUAAAAAGUUUCAACUUUGAGUGUUUUAUAUUGCUUGCACUAUAGGAUUCAUAAAAGGAAUUUAAUUAAAAUGUAAUGGAUUGUCAAAUAUGAGCUUUAUUUUAAGUUCAUUCGUUCUUAAGGAAUCUAAAAACAUCAAUUUAAUCCUUUACUUGUGCCUAGAAACUACAGCACAUAUGAAAUAUGUAAACACCAGCCUCAUUGCUGUACUUUUCUGCUUAUUUUAUAGUCUCAAAUAUUACUCAUUUCAUUAUCUCAUGAUUUAGUUCUUUGUGCUGUUCUCUCUGACUUUUAAUAAUGGUAAUAUUAGGAAAACAAAACCCAAAUCUUUUCAGAACCUCAUGUAAAGUGUCAUACUGGGACAAGUUGUCAUUAUGUAAAUACUCAGGUUUUACAGUGUAUAAUUUACAUAAUAGGGCAAACUAACUCCUGGAGAUAUUUUGGAAUGUUAUUUAGGUUAAAAGUUUAGAAAGAAUGUUAGUAUAUCAUAAAAUAUAACACAUUACAGCUUAUUUAAACCAAAUAUAGUUGACCAUAUUGAAAAAACAUUUUCACAGAAUGGGUGAAUAAAUACUUUUUUUCAGUCAUUUAUGAACAGUUGAACAUUUCAGAAUGUUAUAUCUAUAGGUAAUAUGUCUAAAAACUUAUGGGUUAAUUUAAAAUUAAAAAAUUUUUCAUUUACAAAAAAAAAAUAGGCUUCAAGCUCUACUAUAGGAAAUUAUUUUAAGGACCAAGUUAUCAUGCUUCCAUUUUUUGUUUUUGUUUUAAACCACCAAACCAAUGUUUUUUCUGUAUGUUUUUAAAUCUUAAAGUAUGGAAAUCUUGUGUAAAUGAAAUUCUGUCUUACUGUUUCAAAAAGAGAACUGAAGUAGAAAAUAAUAGAAAUGCCAGUACACAAUUACUUAAUGUUUAAAUCACAAUGUUUGCGCUUUGGGGGAAAGCUAAUUGUGCUUUUUGAGUGUAUACAUUUUAACUAUUUAAUGUCUUUGGGUUCCUCUAAUGAGGUCACUACUGAACAAAAUUGUUCCUUUUUGUUUUUAAAUGAUUAGUUGAAUGAUUUCCUUGUUAAAUAAAUUACAUCAUCUGUUAAUGACAGUCCUUAGGUAAAAAUAAAAAUAUUGCAUCCUAGACACCAUCUUCCAGCUUUCUCUUUGGAAGAUCUACUAAGUUAUCCCUACCCAGAUUUCAGGUUAUAUGUGAAGUUUUUUUGGUCAUUUUUCUCUAGUACAUUUGACUUUCCUACUUCUCAGAAUAUACAAGUCAUUGAAGUUCUAUUUUUCUGCCCUUGACAAAAUAGUAAAGAAAACCAAGCAAGCUUGAAAUUAAAGAGAAAAAUGAUUCCUUUAUUAUAGUUUACCAGUAUUUGUUCUUGGUAUGAAAACUUUUAUUAAUUACUAUUUCUAAAUUUCAUGUCACAAAAUGAUAUGUAAUAGUAAUAGCUUUUAUUGGAGGUGAAACAUUAGUUCCCACCCCCACUCCCCACUUUUGAGUAUAAAUAACAAAGUGAACAGCAUGGAAUCUGUCCUUGCCAAAUUAUUAGUGUGAAUGUAUAGUUCAGGUUUGCUGUGCUUUGAAAUACAUAAUACUAAUUUCCUAAUUGUAUUCAAUGUUACCUUUUUUGUAUUGUGACCACUAAGCUUCUGUCUUAUAAAGCUGUUACCUCUACAGAAUUAUACAGAACUUUACUGAAGAGUCUAAAGAUGCAAAGAGAGAAUGGGCCUUGUGGAAGAGAGGAUCCUUUUUUUCUUCUUUUUAAAAUCAGCUCCUUACUGUGAUCACAGAAAAAAUAAACAUUCAAGUGCUCUGUAAAUUUUUUGGUAAACGUUUUAUGCUUGCUUUUAAACUUGAAAUGUAUGAGCAGAAUGAGACAAUCAGUUAAAUCCAAAACGAGAAGUGUUAUAAUUUAAUGGCCUUGUUUUGCUAUAGCAAUAAAAUGACCAAGUGCAAUGACUUAAUAAAAUCAUCUUUUUAAAGUU